AUGUCGCCAAAAAUUGCCCUCGCGGGAGCCAGCGGAAACCUAGGCCCCGCUGUUCUCGAACAACUUCUCAAUGCGGGUUUCGAAGUAACCGUUCUGACCCGAGAGAACAAAGACAACAAAUUCGACACCCGCGCCAAAGUCGCUCAAGUGGACUACAACUCCUUGGAGUCGUUGACUUCCGCCCUGACUGGUCAGGAUGUGGUCGUGAACACGCUUGGUGCAGGAACGAUUCCUCGUGAAAUCCAUCUUCGACUAGUCGAUGCCGCGGUUGCCGCCAAGGUCCAGCGAUUCAUUCCUUCCGAAUUCGGCUCUGAUACCGCGAACCCCAAAGCUGCCAAGGUCCCUGUGUUCGGAGACAAAGUCGCAGUCCAGCAACAUCUCAAAGAAGCUUCCGAGAAAUCAGGUGGCACUUUCACCUACACGCUGUUUAUCAAUGGUCCCUUCCUUGAUUGGGGCCUAAAGGUUGGCUUCUUGUUGAAGCUCGCAGGGCCAGAGGCGGAGCUGUAUGAUGGUGGAGACCGGAAGAUCAGCGCCACGACUCUUGCGGGCAUCGGUAAGGGAAUCGCUGGUGUUGUUCGAAACUUGGAUGCUACCAAGAACCGUACGGUCUAUGUUCGUGAGGCCGAGAUAACCCAGAAUGAGUUGCUUCGGUUAUCGAAGAAGGAAUUGCCUACAAAGGUCGUGACUACCGAUCAACUCGAAGCAGAUGCUUUUGCGGAACUGCAGAAGCCCAGUCCCAACCUUGGUGUCUUUGCCAUUAACCUGAUCAAACGGACUAUCUUCGGUGAAGGAUAUGGCUCUCUGUUUCCUGCGGAAAAUGUGUAUAAUGAUCUGCUGGGGGUCGGUGUGCUGAGUGAAAAGGAGGUCGAGGAUAUUGUUUUGCAACAUAGUUAG
This is a messenger RNA of Aspergillus steynii IBT 23096, 894 nucleotides long. Its product is annotated as aromatic alcohol reductase. The record is from RefSeq and is a predicted model, not a curated record. Bases 1 to 894 code for a protein of 297 amino acids. Gene Ontology annotation, molecular function: oxidoreductase activity. The transcript has 2 exons. NCBI's taxonomy places the organism in Eukaryota, Fungi, Ascomycota, Eurotiomycetes, Eurotiales, Aspergillaceae.